Molecule: messenger RNA, 1982 nt
Organism: Varanus komodoensis (Komodo dragon)
Lineage: Eukaryota; Metazoa; Chordata; Lepidosauria; Squamata; Varanidae
Gene: IPCEF1
Product: interaction protein for cytohesin exchange factors 1
Exons: 11
Coding region: 210-1517 (435 amino acids)
Source: RefSeq, a predicted model, not a curated record
UUGAGUGGUUGUUAUAUCAACUAGCUUAUUUUCUUUAGUUUGUCUACUCGUGACUUUUCCACCAGUUUCCUCUUGGGUAAUCUUUCAUUGCAGCUAACUUAAGUAAGAAGAGUUUCCUGCCUCCUUUGAGAAGGUAGAGAAGGUGACAGCACUGGAGGGCGGUCUUGAGUUCCCAGCGCCUAGAUUCCCCAUCAGUUUCAAUACUGUGCAUGGCAGCUGAUGACAAAGCUUUUGUUCCUUUGCGUCAGAGGACAAGGAAGAAAAAUCAAGGAAUUUAUGUCAUGAGCCGCCGAAGAAUCUCGUGUAAGGACUUGGGACUAGCAGAUUGCCAGGGAUGGCUCUACAAGAAAAAGGGGAAAGGAAGCUUUAUCGGCAACAAAUGGAAAAAGUUCUGGUGUGUGCUGAAGGCUUCAUCAUUGUAUUGGUACAGCAAUCAACUGGCAGAGAAAGCUGAAGGAUUCCUCAGCCUUCCAAACUUCACAGUGGAUCAAGCAACAGAAUGCAAGAAAAAGUACGCCAUGAAGAUCACUCAUCCACAGAUCAAGACAUUUUAUUUUGCAGCUGAAAACGGAGAAGAAAUGAAUAGGUGGCUAAAUAAACUAGGCUUGGCUGUCCUUGACAUACAAGCCAAUAAAAAGAACGAAGAAGAAUGCUACAGUGAGAGUGAUCAUGAAGAUCCCGAAAUAAACGCAGAGAUGCCGCCACCUCCAUAUUCUGAUCAGCCUCUGCAGCUUCAUGCGGAACAGCAAGAACCUUCCUUGACGUCGCAUGUAUCAAGUGAAGUGUCAUGUUCUUUAUCCUCACCAGAAAGCACUUCGAUGUCUCAAGGACCUUCUUCUUCCUCAUUGUCCAAAGUCAUGUAUCCAGAGAGACAAUCGUGGCUUGACAUUGUUAACAGCUCUUCCACUGGGGAAGAAGCAGGCAAUCAACUUUCAACUGUCUCUGGUGAUACGGAAGGUACAGAUCACUUGGUGACAGACUGUAAUGAAACCAUGGAGCAUGGUGUCUGCAAACCCGAAUUUGCCGUUCAGAUUUCUUUGAAUGAAGAAGCAUCUUUGUUAGGUUGUGCCAAGGAUAGCCUAGCUGUGCCUGGGAAAAUAUCAUCACAAACGCUUCCUAAAGCCCAUGCAAAAUGCUCUGAAGAUGAAAUGGAGAAACUCUUCAAGUCCUUGGAACAAGCCAGUUUAUCUCCCAUUGGGGACCGGCGGCCUUCGACUAAGAAGGAACUGAGGAAGUCCUUUAUCAAAAGGAGCAAAAACCCAUCGGUCAAUGAGAAACUCCACAAAAUCCGAGCACUCAAUAGCACGUUAAAGUGCAAAGAACGUGACUUGGCCAUGAUUAACCAGUUGUUGGAGGAUCAUGAGCUAACAGCAAAGAAAUACAGAGAUUGGAAGAACACAAAUACCAUGAUCGUUCAGGAUAUCUAUCAGCAAGAGGAUGUUGUGAGUACGGCUGAAGGAAACCUCACGGAUGCAGGGGCACCGAUGCAACCUUCAUUCAUUGAAAGCACUAUCUGAAAACAGUGGACUCUGUGGUACUUCCCAUCGCUGUUUCUCUUCAAUUAACAAAUUGAUUAAGCUGCUACAGUUUCAGGUUUUGCUUUUCUAGGAACCUGACACUUCCUGGAAUGGACAACGUCAACCCAUUCUCCUGUGUGUUAUUUCCUCCCUCGAUAUUUUCUCAAGAGAGUCAGCUGCUGCACGGAUGGUCAUGUCAUGAUGCUAGUCAAAGUGAAGUGCUGAGGGGAAAAAAAUCUGAUUGUUGGGAAUUGGAAUUCCAUUUUUUCUUUUUAAAAAUGGAUGGCCUUCAUAGCAGGAAUGUGUUCAGCAAGCAUAGCACCUGGGCAUUUUGAAUUAUAAGGGUUGUGUACAUGUUGUAAAUAACAAGUACUUGUCUAUUUUAAACUUUGUUAAAAGCAAAAUGUUUCCAUUGUAGGAAUGCUGCCAGAGAAAAAUCAAAAUAAAAUGCACUUUUUUUUGUUA